Messenger RNA from Rhodamnia argentea, 1464 nucleotides. Its product is annotated as phosphoenolpyruvate carboxylase kinase 2-like. The record is from RefSeq and is a predicted model, not a curated record. Gene Ontology annotation, biological process: intracellular signal transduction; peptidyl-serine phosphorylation; protein autophosphorylation. Gene Ontology annotation, molecular function: calmodulin binding; ATP binding; calcium-dependent protein serine/threonine kinase activity. Lineage: Eukaryota; Viridiplantae; Streptophyta; Magnoliopsida; Myrtales; Myrtaceae. The transcript has 2 exons. The coding region runs from base 63 to 944 and encodes 293 amino acids. Gene Ontology annotation, cellular component: nucleus; cytoplasm.
AAAAAAGGGCAAAUCAAACCGAACAUUUCACAGAGCAGAGAGAGCAGCAAGUAGAGAGAGUAAUGACCGAAGCAUUGACGCGAGACUAUCGAAUCUGCGAGGAGAUCGGACGCGGCCGCUUCGGCGUCGUCCGCCGCUGCGAGCCCCUCGAUCCCUCCGCCGCUCCCUCCUCCCUCGCCGUCAAGUCCAUCGACAAGUCCGCCGUCUCCGGCGACGACCUCGACUCCCACUGCCUCCUCACGGAGCCCAAGGUCCUCUCCCUCCUCUCCCCCCACCCGAACCUCCUCCGCUUCCAUAGUGCCUACGAGGACUCCUCCCACCUCCACCUUGUCCUCGACCUCUGCGACUCCCCCGACCUCCACCGCGCCGUCGCCUCCACCGGCUCCCUCCCGGAGCUCGACGCCGCCCGGAUCCUGGCCCAGCUGAUGAGCGCCGUCGCCCACUGCCACCGCCACGGCGUUAUCCACCGGGACAUCAAGCCCGACAACAUACUCUUCGACUCCCGGGGGCGGUUGAGGCUCGCCGACUUCGGCUCCGCCGAGGUGAUCGGCGGAGACCAGGCGGCGGCGGCGGCGCUGAGGGGGUUGGUGGGCACGCCGUACUACGUGGCGCCGGAGGUGGUGGCGGGGAAGGAGUACGGGGAUAAGGUGGACGUGUGGAGUGCGGGGGUGGUGCUGUACGUGAUGCUGGCUGGGUUCCCGCCGUUCACCGGGGAGAGCGCUGCAGAGAUAUUCGGGGCGGUCCUGAGGGCGAACCUGAGGUUCCCGCCACGGGUGUUCCGGACGGUGUCGCCGGCGGCGAAGGAUCUGCUCAAGAAGAUGCUGUGCAGGGACGCUUCCCGAAGGCUCUCUGCCGAUCAAGUCCUCAGUCAUCCAUGGGUGACCAGCUACGGAGGAGCAGAAGCGACGGAUCCCGUCUUAACUCAAGACUUCCACCGUGUAUAGGUGCAAAGCCACGUCGAGUUUCAGGGAAGCUUUUUGGCGACUUUGUUAGAUGAUUUUUCCUGAAGCAACCGAGAUUUCGCUUCAUCUGAGCGGGUUGAACGAGGAUGUGAAACUACGGGAUCUAAUUUCGUUCGGUUCUUGUUUUCUGUGACCGGGUCGUUUUGGAUAUUCCGAGGAUACGGAGAGAUAUGCAGUUAAAAGAUUGCGACAACGUUUGCGCUCUGUCCCUGUUGAAAUCCCAUGAUCAAUCCCCCUCUCGGCCUCUCCGAUCCAAUCCAUAAACACAUGAUUAAUAAUAAUUAAUAUCCGUUUUGCUUUGGAUGUUAAUUAAGUUUUUCUUUGAUGGUCUUUCUAAAAAUGUCCGUAUUUUUUUUUUCCCAUUUUGGAUGCAAGAUAAAUGCUUUUUACCUGCCGGUUGUUUGGUUUGGGCAGUGGGACGAAGACAAAAGAUGGGACCUUUGCAGGCUCCGUACAACUACUCCGUAGUUAUCACCAUCACGACCUUCCUUUCCCCGGGAAA